GCGUAGUACAGAUUCUUUGUGCCAUUCUUCGCAUACCAAGUAGACGCUUGGUCUUGUGGCUACAGGAGUUCAAGCCGUCCAAAAUCCAAUCAGCCUUGUUUGCUGUAGCUGAAAACUUUCACCUGUAAUUAUAAUUGAACCAGAAUUUGCCUCUGUGACUGUAGGAAAACACCUCCCCUGGUUUUCUAGCCUUAUCAAGUACGUAGAGUUCCGUUACCAGCCGCCACGAUUUCCUCUCACUGGAAUCCAGCCCCGCCCCUUUCGGGCCCAAACUCAGCACCAUCUAGCGAUGGCACUGCAGCGCCCCCACCUCCUGAUCUUCACGGAUCGGACGACAGCAACAGCAGAGACAGUUCAACAAUGGGAAAGGGGGAAAUAGGUGCUAAUGACACCGAAGGUGUAUGGAGUGCCGAUAUAGAACAGAGCUUUCAAGAAGCAUUAGCGAUUUAUCCGCCUUGUGGACGGAGAAAAAUCAUACUUUCCGACGAAGGAAAAAUGUAUGGAAGAAAUGAACUUAUUGCUAGGUAUAUUAAACUCCGAACUGGAAAAACGAGAACUCGAAAACAAGUGUCUAGUCACAUGCAGGUGUUGGCACGGCGCAAGUCACGAGAGAUACAGUCCAAACUAAAGGAACAUACUACAAAAGAAGCAGCGCUUCAGUCGAUGUCCUCGAUGUCUUCUGCUCAGAUCGUUUCUUUAUUCUACAACCAAGAUCAUGCUGUCAAAGAGAAAGCUUUACAGUCACUCAGUUCCCUGUCCUCAGCCCAGAUAGUGUCUUCUUCUGCCAUACCAAAUAAAGCCCUCUCAUUGGUCACAACUCCCAUCAACUACACAGGCACACCUUUUUGGCAGACGAGUAUCGGGCAGCCUGUUUCCUCCGAAGAUAUUAAACCCUUCGCCAGUCAACCUUACGGGAUGACGCUGAAGCCCCCGAGUUCCGCUACAAUUGGUAGUGUUGAUCUUUUGCCCCCGACUACAGCGCCCUCUUGGGAGGGUCGGGCAAUUGCCACACAUAAACUUCGUCUGGUGGAAUUUUCAGCGUUUAUGGAACAGCAGCAAGACAAUGACGCAUACCACAGGCAUCUUUUCGUUCACAUCAGAGGUCUACCAAGCUAUUCGGACCCUGUGUUGGAGGCAGUGGAUAUUAGACAGAUUUACGAUAAAUUUCCAGAAAAGAAAGGAGGAUUAAAAGAGUUAUAUGACAAGGGGCCACAAAACGCAUUUUUUCUGGUGAAAUUCUGGGCGGAUUUAAACACGAAUAUUCAAGACGAAGCUGGUGCUUUUUAUGGAGUCACGAGCCAAUACGAAAGCACUGAAAACAUGACUAUUACCUGUUCUACAAAAGUUUGCUCGUUUGGUAAACAAGUGGUAGAAAAAGUGGAGACAGAAUAUGCCCGGUUUGAGAAUGGUCGGUUUGUGUUCAGGAUCCAUCGCUCACCCAUGUGUGAAUAUAUGAUCAACUUUAUACAUAAGCUAAAAAAUCUUCCAGAAAAGUACAUGAUGAACAGUGUCCUAGAGAACUUUACCAUCCUACAGGUUGUAACGAACAGAGAAACCCAAGAGACGUUGUUGUGUACUGCUUACGUUUUUGAAGUGUCUACUAGUGAACACGGAGCUCAACACCACAUCUACAGAUUGGUGAAAGACUAAAAUAUCGACACCAGUUUCUCAUUUUGUCAUAUCAGCUCAUCUGACAUCUUUCUUCAGUGCCUAGAAUCCAAUUUCUCUGUGGCCUAAGCCUGUACAUAAGUUGUGAUGUAGUGGACGAGCGUCACCCACCUUGUGGGAGCGAGCUAGAGAUGAUUUUUCACAUAUUACAUGUUUAUUUUUUACCCGCAACGAGUGGAUUUUAGCACCGUUUGUGUUGUAUUGCUACAUGUUAGGAUUUUUGUUUUGGCCAUGACAUCUUGUAACUUGACAAAAAUAGUGGAAAGUUCAUUUGUUUACAUCGUUCUUCAAACGUGACGACAGAUGUCAGCAGAAAUUCUGUUGACCAUAACCCCCCUAACAAAGACAGUUGUCAGUAGAAAUUAUGUUGAUCUGAACCUCCUAACAACGACAGUUUUAAUGGAAAUCCUGAUGACCUGAACCUCCUAACAACGACAGUUUUCAAUAGAAACCCUGAUGACCUGAACCUCCUAACAACGACAGUUUUCAAUAGGAAUCCUGAUGACCUGAACUUCCUAACAACGACAGCUUUUAAUAAAAAUCCUGAUGACCUGAACCUCCUAACAACGACAGUUUUAAUGGAAAUCCUGAUGACCUGAACCUCCUAACAACGACAAUUUUCAAUAGAAACCCUGAUGACCUGAACCUCCUAACAACGACAGUUUUCAAUAGAAAUCCUGAUGACCAGAACCUUUUAACAACGACAGUUGUAAGUAGGCAUAUCCACCCUUUUCCAUUUUCUUCCUGAGAGAAUUUCCACACGACUCUUCCGACGACAGUUGUCAGUAAACGUGUUUCCUUUAUCCACCCCUGUUGUCCUGACAACUGUCAAUAGAAUCAUUACUCUAUCAGAAAUUGGAUUUGAAUGAUAUUUUUUGUUUAGUUUUGUUAUAGUUUUGAUUUUAUUUUUAGUUGUGUGGUUUUUAUUUGCUCUGUGAGUUUUAUUCUUGUUUUUUUAUAAAAUAUUUUGUUGCAAAAUGCUUCUAAGUAGAAACGAAAUAAGCGACUAUAUUUUCUGCAAGUGAACAGCAACUUGUAACUUGCAUCCUUUCCCACAUGUGAAAGCUAAUAUUGCAAAUCAGGCAACUAAAACGAUCUGCUCAGAAAAGUUUGUAUCAAACUCCAUGAUCAAGAAAUAAAAUAUGCUCAUUUUUUUCGAA
Molecule: messenger RNA, 2828 nt
Organism: Limulus polyphemus (Atlantic horseshoe crab)
Lineage: Eukaryota; Metazoa; Arthropoda; Merostomata; Xiphosura; Limulidae
Product: transcriptional enhancer factor TEF-1-like
Exons: 13
Coding region: 361-1650 (429 amino acids)
Biological process (GO): embryonic organ development; regulation of transcription by RNA polymerase II; hippo signaling
Cellular component (GO): transcription regulator complex
Molecular function (GO): RNA polymerase II cis-regulatory region sequence-specific DNA binding; DNA-binding transcription factor activity, RNA polymerase II-specific
Source: RefSeq, a predicted model, not a curated record